ACCCAAAAGAAAAGCCCAAAACUUCACACAGUGACAGACUACCAGCAAAAACUCUCUAGGAAGUUAGGAGAAGAAAAUGAAGGGAGUGAGCAUGAUACUGCGUCGUUUAACACGCAGCGGUAGAACCCCGUUGCUGGCUUCUGGGUCAUCUUCGAUUGGCGAAAACCUAAUUCUAUCCUCCGCGGCCACCGUUUCGUACCUCACUCUCGCCGAUGUUCAGCCCACCCCGCUAUUCACUUCCCAAAUCGCCCUUACUCCCAAUUCGAAUUUACAAUCGUUCCAUGUUUAUAGUCAUUCCCGAAGCUUCUCCUCUUCAGCUUCCUCAGAUCCGAGCAAUAUCGUGUUGAUUGAGUCUGAAGAGCAGUUUACUAAUUCACUUCAGAAAGUUCAAGAUGAAUCACUGCCAGCAAUAUUUUACUUUACAGCAGUUUGGUGUGGACCCUGCAGGUUGUUAUCACCUAUCAUUGGGCAAUUGAGUGAGAAAUACCCUCAUGUCACCACAUAUAAAAUUGAUAUAGAUAAGGAAGAGCUUGGAAAUACUUUAAGCAAGUUGAAUAUCCAUUCGGUGCCUACCCUGCACUUCUUUCAGAAUGGUAAAAAGGCAUCGGAAGUUAUUGGUGCCGAUGUUGAACGUUUGAGGGAUACCAUGGAAGCACUCUACAAAUGAAUCUAGCUUUAGUACAUGUUUUAUGCCUUGGCUUCAAACAAAAUGUGUUAUUUUAAUUCCUAUAAUUUCAGUGACUUGGUGUUCUAAUUCAGUCAUCAGAUUAAUUUUAUUAACAGAAAAAUCUUAUUUUUUGUAUUUGCUGCAGAAUUAAAUACAUACCUAUAUGGCACGUGCCGGCUGCACCUAUAUCU
Molecule: messenger RNA, 858 nt
Organism: Olea europaea var. sylvestris
Lineage: Eukaryota; Viridiplantae; Streptophyta; Magnoliopsida; Lamiales; Oleaceae
Product: thioredoxin O2, mitochondrial
Exons: 6
Coding region: 77-667 (196 amino acids)
Source: RefSeq, a predicted model, not a curated record